Arvicanthis niloticus (Nile rat) is the source of this 1900-nucleotide messenger RNA. It is a transcript of the gene Lrrc27, whose product is annotated as leucine rich repeat containing 27. Gene Ontology annotation, molecular function: protein binding. The record is from RefSeq and is a predicted model, not a curated record. Gene Ontology annotation, cellular component: cytoplasm. NCBI's taxonomy places the organism in Eukaryota, Metazoa, Chordata, Mammalia, Rodentia, Muridae.
CCGGCCAUCAGGUUGCGGGGCGGGGUCACAAACUGGCGGACGUAUACUCUGGGGUUGAGGGGACCUCACCAUCGAGCAGUAACUCCAUACCAAUAAGGAUGAGCAGUGGCCACUGGAGAGCAUCAAAUGGAGGACACCAGCCCCGAAGCAGGGGCCGAGAAGGCUGCUAAAGAGCCCAAGGAUGCUAAAGAGCCCAAGGAUGCCGCUGCUGCCACCACCAAGAGCUUCCCUGAUCCCUUUUCCAGAGAUGAUGAUCAAAUGGAUUUUGAAGGGGUCAUCUUUUCUUCCUCACCAAUUUUAGACCUGAGUCAAAGAGGCCUGCGCCAUUUGGGAAAGUUCUUUAAAAUUCCCAACCUUCAACAAUUACACCUGCAGAGGAAUUUGCUCAGCGAGAUUCCAAAGGAUUUCUUCCAGCUGCUGCCCAACCUGACAUGGCUGGACCUCCGUUUCAACAAGAUCAGGGCUCUUCCAUCUGGGAUUGGCUCUCACAAACAUUUGAAAACUUUGCUCUUAGAAAGAAAUCCUAUCAAAAUGUUGCCCGUUGAGCUAGGGCAGGUCACUACACUGACGGCACUGAACCUGAGACACUGCCCUCUGGAAUUCCCUCCUUACCUGAUUGUGCAGAAAGGCUUGGUGUCCAUCCUCACCUUCCUACGCAUCUGCUCAGUGGAGAACGCUUUCCCUGGAGAUGAGUCGCUUCCUGCAGUCUCAACAGCUAAGAUGGGUAGCAGUGACCUUCAGUGCCCUGUGCUCCCUCUGCCCCAUAAGAGCUCACCCAUUGAGAAUGGCCUUAAUGUCCCAGACCAGGAGGCAGCUGUUGUAAAGGAGAAGACUGACUUCUUCCCACCCAUGGACAGGCUAGACCUGAGUGACCUCCGCAGAUCCAGUGCCUCCUCUGAGAUCUGGCCCAGUAAGGAGGAGAUAAGGCGCUUCUGGAAGCUGAGACAGGAGAUUGUAGAGAAUGAGCAGGUGGAGAUUCAAGAGAAGAAGCUCUUGGCUUUUGAACUGCCACCAAAUCUCAAGGCAGCACUAAAUGUCAAGGAGAGAAAGCGCAGGAAGCCAUGGCCCACAGUCAGAAAGAGGUCUACCUCCUUCAAAGGCAUCUUGCCCAACCUCUCUUCAACGUACCAAAACACAGUUCAUACAAAAAGGAUGGAGGACACUCACAAAUCGGUUAUUCAGGAGCUCAAAGAGGAGACAAUGAUGGAGCAACGGAGGAGAGACAAGAGAGCUCUGCAGGAGUGGAGAGAGCAGACCCAGCUGAUGAGGCACAGGAGGGAGCUCAGUAAAUUCCAACCUCCACAUAGGAACAUGAUGGCAUCGAAGAUUCCCUUUGCCACAGAUCUGACAGACUAUGAGAAAAUGCCAGCAAGUCCAUUUGGGAAAGUGAAGCCCGGUGGAGAGGGGACAGCACAAAGAACUAUAGAAAUAAGUGCCUCACCAUUAGCAGAGCUGGAGGACAAGAUAAGGCGGCACACACAGCAGAUCCGUGCUCGCAGUUUUCUGGGUACAAACCCAAUGCAAGACAUUAAGACAGCCAACCAGGACCUGGAAACUACUAAGAAACUUCAGGAGGAGUUAAAGAAACUGAAACUGGAGAUGACCUUGAACAAAGACCAUCCAUUUCCAUCUUUCACUGGAAACCUUUCACUUCACCCACCAGCAUCACAGCCUCAAAAUAUAUUUUUUAACACAAAAUACUAGGAAAGUGGUGUUGUCAGCAGGGAUGACAAGAACCUCCCACAGUGAGGAGCUGCUGUCCCCUAUGUGGUGUGGGGACUGGCCCUGAUGGCAACUAGUGGGUCUUCAGCUGCUCCCCAGGCUGCGGCUUUUAAUAGACCUGACUCCUUUCUGAGGCUAUAGAAGGUUUAGCUGCAUUAAAAGGAAGAAUGCUGUAAGC